UGAUUCGCCCCGGCCGGAAGCAAGCUCGUGGUAGUAGGCAUCGGUCAUAUGACCGAAGGUCUACGGUAACGACUGAAGAGAGAGCGUCCUUCAAUUUCCUUAGUUUCGAACGUAAUCUGGUCCAAAACAUGGGCAUCCCGGAAUCUCGCGCGGAACCGAGGUAGAGAUGGCGCCGUCGCUGGCACCGUCGUUUGACUGGAGUACUAAUUUCUAAGUCAUUGUGCGCAAACGCUGAUAAGAUCAAAUGUUCGCCAAAACGGGCAUUGCGGGCCAUGUUGUCAGUAUCAGCAAUCUAGAGUUUUCAGCCCCCCAAAGUUGUGAUGUCGCCAUGCUUUGGCUUCGCCAGGUGCCAAGGCGCACGUUUCCCCAACUCAGAACCGUGGAGGCGCCCUUUCCUUGGGGUACCCGCGCACCUUGGGACUCCUCAGCUCAUCCCCUUCAUCUUUCCAUACAUCCUCCACAAAAUCCAUAACCUGACUAUACCCCAACUCAGGAUACGUAACCUGCGGUGGGCCGUACAAUAGCCCAGGAGUCCUGACGGACUCCUGGGCCCUGAAUCAAGCAAUCAUAAGAUACGUCAGACAGUGAAGGACAGUUCACCGCCUUCCUAAUUAGCCUACGACAGUAUCAGUCUUCCCACCCAUCGCCUAGCACACCGCCUACUUAGGUAAGUUAGCUACAUAUCCAAGCUCUGUUUGCUCCAAGAACUGUAACCUAUCUCCUGCCCACCGUUUUAUACACCGCCUUUUACACCGCCUACUUCACUUAGCCAUCCUCUUUAUGUUUUG
This is a messenger RNA of Canariomyces notabilis, 788 nucleotides long. RefSeq lists its product as uncharacterized. The transcript has 2 exons. The record is from RefSeq and is a predicted model, not a curated record. Lineage: Eukaryota; Fungi; Ascomycota; Sordariomycetes; Sordariales; Chaetomiaceae. The coding region runs from base 245 to 472 and encodes 75 amino acids.